GAGCGCGGCUGGAGGGGAGCGGACGGGAGAUGCAUCACUGUAAGAGGUACCGGUCCCCGGAGCAGGAGAACUACCUGGGGCACAGGUGGAAGAGGAAGAGGUCUCGAAGCAGAGACUACUAUGAGGGGAGGCUGCGAUACCCACCCCGCAGGGAGCUGGCCAGGAGGUCACGAUCGAGAAGCCACGAGAGGAUGCCUUACCAGCGGAGGUACCGGCGGGACAGCGAGGCCUACCGCUGCGAGGAGCACAGCCCCUCCUUCGCCGAGGACUUUUACCCCAGCCGCCCGCACCACUGGCGCCGCUCCCGGGGCAGGGAGCAGCACCGGCCCAAGAAGCACCAACACUACUGCAGGAAACGCAGGAGCAGGUCUUGUAGCAGUGCCUCCUCGAGGAGCCAGCAGAGCAGUAGGCGCAGCAGGAGCGUGGAAGAUGACAAAGAAGGUCACCUGGUGUGCAGGAUCGGCGAUUGGCUUCAAGAGCGAUACGAAAUCGUCGGCAGCCUCGGAGAAGGCACUUUUGGCAAAGUGGUGGAGUGCGUGGACCAUGCCAGAGGCAAGUCUCAGGUGGCUCUGAAAAUCAUCAAGAACGUUGGGAAGUACCGAGAAGCAGCCAGGCUGGAAAUCAAUGUCCUGAAAAAAAUCAAAGAGAAGGACAAGGACAACAAAUUCUUGUGUGUCCUGAUGUCAGACUGGUUCAACUUCCACGGCCACAUGUGCAUUGCCUUUGAGCUGCUGGGCAAGAACACCUUUGAGUUCCUGAAGGAGAACAACUUCCAGCCCUACCCUCUGCCUCAGAUCCGGCACAUGGCCUACCAGCUCUGCCACGCCUUGAGGUUUCUGCAUGACAACCAGCUGACCCACACCGACCUGAAGCCGGAGAACAUCCUCUUUGUCAACUCGGAUUUCGACACUCUGUACAACGAGAAGAAGAGCUGUGAGGAGAAGUCCAUCCGGAACACGAGCAUCCGCGUGGCAGACUUCGGCAGCGCCACCUUCGACCACGAGCACCACACCACCAUCGUGGCCACCCGGCACUACCGCCCCCCAGAAGUCAUCCUGGAGCUGGGCUGGGCACAGCCCUGCGACGUGUGGAGCACUGGCUGCAUCCUCUUCGAGUACUACCGCGGCUUCACCCUCUUCCAGACCCACGAGAAUCGGGAGCAUCUUGUGAUGAUGGAGAAGAUCCUUGGGCCCAUUCCAUCUCACAUGAUCCACAAAACUCGGAAGCAGAAGUAUUUCCACAAUGGGAAUCUGGUGUGGGAUGAGAACACCUCUGAUGGGAGAUACGUCCAAGAGAACUGCAAGCCCCUGCGGACCUACAUGCUGCACGACUCGCUGGAGCACGCCCAGCUCUUUGACCUGAUGAGGAGGAUGCUGGAGUUCGACCCCUGCCGCAGGAUCACCUUCUCAGAAGCCCUCCUGCACCCCUUCUUCGCGGGGCUGUCGGCCGAGGAGCGGCUGCUGUGCGGGCGAGGAGCCAGCAGGGACCUGAGCAGAUGACGGCCGGGGAGGGCAGCUGUGUAGGG
Messenger RNA from Indicator indicator, 1525 nucleotides. It is a transcript of the gene CLK3, whose product is annotated as CDC like kinase 3. Bases 30 to 1499 code for a protein of 489 amino acids. Lineage: Eukaryota; Metazoa; Chordata; Aves; Piciformes; Indicatoridae. Gene Ontology annotation, biological process: protein phosphorylation. Gene Ontology annotation, molecular function: protein kinase activity; ATP binding. The record is from RefSeq and is a predicted model, not a curated record. The transcript has 14 exons.